GUCCUUUGGGUUUGGUUGCAGUCGUCUGUUUUUUUUUAUAUGUCCUUCUUAUUUCGAAUAUGGCUACUUUAUUUUUCGAGUUGGAUUUAAUUUUUUUCAUGAUAAUUCCAAAACGUUUUCACGGUGUUAUUAUCGAACAAGUGACGAAAAGCCUAACGAAGGAAUUAUUAGUAUAGUGUAAAUGUUAACGAAUUUUUUGUGUCUAAUUGUAAGAUGCAUUAUACGAUCCUUUUCAUUAAUGUGUACGAAGUGAAAUCCGUUUUUACUGAGUUAAAAUCGUCGAAAGAUUUUCAGUGAUAUCUUACGAUAGAUUUUCAGGGUGUAUUCUCUCAGUGUCAUUCACUAUUUUUAUUUCUCUUUUUUUUUUCAUUUUUUUUCCUUUUUUCUUUUUUUUUUUCCUUUUUUUUUUUUUUUUUUAUUUUUUUAUUUCUUCGACCGUCAUCAGUGAUACAAGAUAAUUAGGAAUUAUAUCGAAGAAAUAGAGAAAGACGUGCGACCAUGCGAUCGUUCGAGCAUCGAAGUCAAUAGCAUGAAUGUUUUGUAUGCCAUCCGUACGGAGAGCUCGAUGCGUGGAUAAGAAAGUACUUUUUUUUAUUCCGACGAACAAAAAUCAAAUUGUUCGUUCGACUCGCGGAGAAAAAGAAAAUUUGAUUUCAAUUAUCUUGUACGUAGAAAAAAUCAGAUUUAUUUAAAAAAAAAUAUAUGAUCGUACGGGGCACAAUUGCAACGAGACAGUUCGAUAUCUAGAUAGUAGAACGUCUUUUCUUGCACUGAUAUAUCAAGUAGAAAGAAAAAAUUUUAUUACGAAAUAAGAAGAAACGGCGAUUAAAAUUACCGCCGUUUCGGAACGUAUAUUUUCUUUUUUUUUCCCUCUAUUAGGCAGGUGGCGCUGAUCAUUGGCCCGGUUCAAAAACGCGCCAAUCGACCUUUUUUUUUUGCGACGUUAAUAAACGAUUCGUUCGAAGCGCGGUUUCGAAAACCCGCUUAUUAUCGAGAAUACCAUCGACGGUAUAUGAGAACACGAUUAAAAAUUUCGAUCGACGAAUUUCGAGUGGAUAUCUUUCGUACAUUUCGCGAACGAUGUAACCUGAUUAAUAGUGAUGUAGUUGAGAUUUUUUGUUGAUUGGAAUUCGUCGUGGUAAAGUGUACGUACUUGCGUGCGUAUUUAGUGUGUGGUGUGCGUGUGCGUGUGUGUAUUUGUGUACGCGUGUGUGGUUGUGCGGUGCGUGUACGUUCGUGUCUUCUUUCAUUAUAUUUCAUUUCAUCAUUUAUCAUCGUUCUUUUCUAUGAUGGAUACAAGCUGAACGAAUAUUCAUUUAUCCGUUGGAUUCUUCUUUCGGAAAGGACUACUUUCGACGGGCAUGUAUGGCUGGUGCGUGGCUGGAAUGGCAGAAAAGUUACGCGAAGCUUGCGUCCGUGGCGAGGCCGAACGUGUCGCACGUCUUCUCGACGAAGGGAUCAAACCACAGCCAGACGAGAAUGGACGAAGUCCUUUGCUAUUGGCUGCAGCACUCGGCCACACUGACGUCUGUAAUGCUCUUCUACUUCGUGAAGCCGAGGUUAAUGCAGCCGACUCGGAAUCAAGCACGUACCAUCGAGCCGCCUACUUAACGGAGAUAAUUUUAUUUUCACGACUAUGGAAGCACGAGUCAAGAACGAACCGCACAACGAAGGAAGCAAAUUAGCCGACGACACCAUUAAAAGCCUGACGUAUGCCCUUCGUAUGCGCCUCUGUCAUCUCUUACAACCGCUUGUAUUCUUCUCGUUUAUUUAGCGGCGUGACUCCUCUACAAAGGGCAGCUGCCGAAGGCCACUUAGAGGUGGUUGAGCUACUCCUCAAGCAUGGAGCAGACGUCGCACGGCAGGAUACGCUUCAUGGAAACUCGGCUUUGCACGAAGCCUCAUGGCGAGGAUACAGCCGGACUGUUGCUGCUUUGGCUAAGGCCCUCGGGACUCAACGCGCUCCUUUGCACGCGAGGAAUCUAGCUGGAUUUGCGCCGCUUCACCUCGCUUGUCAAAAUGGCCAUAACCAAAGCUGUCGAGAACUUCUUCUAGCUGGAUGCAAUCCCGAUCUUCAAAACAAUUAUGGAGACACGCCACUUCAUACAUCGGCGCGUUACGGUCACGCAGGUGUUACGCGUAUCUUAAUAUCGGCGCUCUGCAGGGUCUCUGAACAAAAUAAAAACGGUGACACGGCACUCCACAUUGCCGCAGCGAUGGGCCGUCGGAAGUUGACGAGGAUACUUCUUGAAGCCGGUUGUGAUAGGACGCUGCGAAACAAGCAGGGCGAGACAGCGAAGGAUAUAGCUCGUCGCAAAAACCUGACGGAGAUACUCGAGAUAAUCGGUAAGGCAAGGAGCAAGAGUAGAGCCCGUAGCAAAAGUCGGGACGAGGAAUCGAGUAACGACAAGGUCGAUGGCAGUGGUGGCAGUGCUGUCGCUGCUAAGUGCGAUAGAAACGAAAAGAAACGGGAAAAGACUGGUAGCGGUACCAGUGGUAGUAGGGAUGGUUGUACGAUCAAGAAGGAAAAGAAGAAACAUAAAGGAGGUAGUGCCGGUAGCGGCGGAAAGACUCACAAAGUACAUUUUGAAAAGGCUGUGAUGGGAAGACAAUGGUCACCUUAUGGUUGCCAUUAUUAUCCAGAUCCAGAUUCUUUUCCACAGCCAAGAUUAGACUCGUUACCACCUGACCCAUUAGGAAGGGGUGAACAAUAUUAUCUAGACUUGGCUGGUAAUAUAAGAAAGGGUCCGGUUGGUGUAGGGUAUACUUGUUAUUGCGCACCUUUCUUCAGGCAUAUGGAGGCAAAAUUAGAAAGAGAUAAGGCAGAAUUGAAGGCACAUAUAGAUCAGGCACAUGAAAGAUUGGAUUUGAAAGUGGCUAAUCUCGAGAGAAGAACCCGCGGACAGAUUUCCGAAUUAACUAGAUGCGUAGCAGCUGAAAGAGCACGUUGCGACGAAAGACAUCAACAUCUUCAACAGAAAUUAUCACGUGGUGGUAGAGGUAGGCACAGUGAAAGACCAGCUAGAACGUCGAAUGUCGACGAUCAAGUACCUCCUACUCGUGCCAGAUCUCUCGAGGAUUUACUUGAUGAUAGACCACAGGAUAGAAGCUUUGAAAUUCCUGGUGAAACUCCUGUUUAUCGAGGUAGUCUUGAUGAUUUAGAUAUUCCUGCUAUACCUAGGCUAAGCAAAUCGAUGAAGGAUCUUCCUUCGGGAUCGGGUAUGGCUAGGUCGACCUUGAGAGUACUUGACGUUCCAGCAAGAUUGAAUGAGACUUUCGACGGUGUCAUCAGGCAAGAUCGUAGCUCUCCUCUUGGUGCAGCAUCAUCGCCGUCUAUGGGCUCGAGACAACAGACUCGUCGGCAACGGACGUCUCUCUCGCAGGAACAGGGUACUAAUAUUAGCCAGGAAGAAAAUAACGCGACUCGUAAAAAUGGCGAAGAAAAUUCAGGAGAAUGGAGAUCGUCACCGAGUCGUCGUAGCGUUCACGAGAUGAUCAAACGAUUUCAACAAGUACCUGGCAUGCAUAAUGGCUGGCGUGGACAACGUUCUGGUAGUAGCGAACCUACCAGCCCGGAACACAGUCAGUGUUCACAAAACAAAAGGAUUCAACCACAGGGUGGUGUAGGGAAUAACUGGCAUGGUGAAGGUGAAGGUAAUAACAGUGAAAGUAGCGAGGGAGAGGAUGACAUGGAACAACCAGAAGCCCUAAAAGGAAAUGUUUCGAACAAAGGUGUUAUACAAGAAGAUGUUCAUUACGACAGCAUAGCCAGGAUGCCUUACAGAUCGCGUAGUGCUGUUUAUAGUCCUACUCCACUCUUACACGAUGCUCACAAUGAUUCUGGAUAUAGUACACGUAUGUAUGGAUCGAGUAAAGGAGCCUCACCUUCUCUCUCAGGACAAUUAGAAUGCGAUGUUAUUCUACCACCUUCCCAAGGAGGUGCCUUCCCAAGUGGAGAACAAUUGGCUGCCUUAUUGGAACAACCAAGAGGACAUGAUUUAACUGUAUACGAAAGAGGCGCAGACAAUGUUGUCAUUAAUAUAGGAACUGCGAGUCUCGUUUAAUGUAAUUUUCUUCUGUUUUUUUUGUUUCUUUUUUUUUUUUUUACGAGAUUUAUCACAAAUGUGAACGUGGAACUUCCAAAGAUGACGCAAAAUCGGGCUCGCUCGUAAUUUUGUGAACUCGUCAUUAGCGAAAGGUAAUUCAUACAACUACGUUCUCUUCUAUAGACUUAUUCGCGUACCUUCUCAUUAUUUUUUAAACGUUGUCCAAUACGUGCUCAUUUUUGUAGAAUAAUAGCAAUUACAAACGAUUUCUUUUACAUAUACAUAUAUAUAUAUAUAUAUAUGUAUAUAUAUAUACCUGUGUUCAUAUUUUUAUAUAAAUAUUAUGUUAAAAAGAGAGAUCGAAAUGUUAGUUGUUUGUAAUUUGAGUACAAAUAUAAGAGUUUUUGUUCAUCAUAUUAACGUAGUUACGAAUAAUCUUCGAUCGUCGUGUGUGUAGUAGAAAUUUAAUUCUGUUUGUUGCCAUGCAUCAAAAGAAAAAAAGGAAAAAAAAAAAAAAAAAGAAAAAAAAAAAAAGAAAGAAAAAAAGGAAAAAAAAAUAUAUAAAUUAAGAAUAUUUAUUGCGCUACGCGUGCAUGUGUGUGUCAUACUAUGUACAAGUUUUCUUCGAUCUAAUUUUUAGAUUAUCUUAAUGCAAUAUAGAAAUAUAUGGAUGACAUUGUAUUUUUUAUGCUCCUAAUAAUUGAUACAAUGUGUCUUUUAUUACACAUUAAAGAAUAUACCGAUGCUUCGUUCUUUCAGUAUCAGAAGUGAAGUCAGAGAUGGAAGAGUGAUAAAGAGGAUCUCCCAUUAAUGUCAUUGAAUUAGAUUUGUAAAUUUUCACGACUACAUAAUCACCAGCUUCUAUUUUUCUUUUAGUAGUUGAAUGUUCACUGACAGGUAUACUGGCACAAGGAAGUAAAACUCUUAUAUUGUUAUCAUUUCUUCCUUGAAGUUUCUGAUCACACUUCCUGCUCACCUACCAAAAAUAAAUGUACACAUAUCUCAAUCUAAUAAAUAUCUUUCACAUUUGUACUGAUAUAUAUAUAUAUAUAUAUAUA
Molecule: messenger RNA, 5104 nt
Organism: Vespa velutina
Lineage: Eukaryota; Metazoa; Arthropoda; Insecta; Hymenoptera; Vespidae
Gene: dgo
Product: ankyrin repeat domain-containing protein 6
Exons: 12
Coding region: 1713-4064 (783 amino acids)
Cellular component (GO): nucleus; cytoplasm
Molecular function (GO): protein binding
Source: RefSeq, a predicted model, not a curated record